This is a messenger RNA of Prunus mume (Japanese apricot), 1203 nucleotides long. NCBI's taxonomy places the organism in Eukaryota, Viridiplantae, Streptophyta, Magnoliopsida, Rosales, Rosaceae. The record is from RefSeq and is a predicted model, not a curated record.
AUGAAAAGCAUCUUGUUGUUUAGUUUUAAUGAUUUGCCAUACCGAUUGAAGCAAUGCUUUCUAUAUUGUUCCCUUUUCCCUGAAGAUCAUGUGAUCGUAAAUAAUAGGCUCAUCUCAUUGUGGAUCGCUGAAGGAUUUGUUGAACAUGUCGAAGGGCUCACGCCAGAAAAAGUUGCAAAUGGCUAUCUUAUGGAACUCAUUUUUCGUAACAUGCUACAGCAAAGGUUUCGAGGACCCCUCCCAGCAUGUAAGAUGCAUGAUCUUUUGAGGGAGAUUGCUCUGUCAAUAGCAAAACAAGAAAAGUUUUGCGCUGUACAUGACGGCGGGAGUGAAACAACAGAAGAAACUGGGGCACUUCGUUUGUCAAUUCAAACAACUAAUGGAGAAAUUGGAUCAUGCACAGGUAUAUCACGGCUUCGUUCGUUUCUCGUCUUUGCCACUGCCGUAUCCUCAUUCUCUUUCCCAAAUAAAUUACCUUUUGACCUUAAAUUGUUGACGGUUCUAGAUUUGGAGGAUGUCCCAAUUGAUAAUUUGCCAGACAAUCUAACGUCCUUAUUUAAUUUAAAAUUUUUAAAUUUGAGUAGAACUCCAAUUAGGGAGCUUCCAGAAUCCAUUGGAAAGCUCCGCAACCUUCAGACCUUGAACAUCACGCUGACAAAAAUAGUUGCACUUCCAAGAGGGAUUUCCAAGUUGAUAAACUUGCGCCAUUUACUUGUGGGCAGGUUCAUUUUCGGAAAUUUUAUUGGGGUAAGAAUACCAUCAAGUAUUAGUAAGAUGAAGAAAUUGCAAUCUUUGGCAUAUAUUGAAUCAGAAGGAAAUAGUAUUAGACUUGUUGGAAAGAUGACCCAGCUUAAGAACGUUGGCAUUACAAAUGUGAAAGAAAGAGACGCGGAGGACCUAUGUGCCUCAAUUCAAGAGAUGAAGGUGCUUUCCUCCUUGGGUUUAAUUGUAGCAGAGGGAGAGGAAUUUCUUCGAGUUGACGCAUUGUCUUCACCGCCUCCCUACCUUGAUAUACUUGACUUGGUCGGCAAACUGGAAAAGGGUGUUGAGCACCUUACUGAACUACAACAAUACAGAUUUGAUAAUGUUUCAGAGAAGUUUAGAGAGUCCAUAAAAGAAGGAGGUGUGGAUCAUCCAAGGAUGCUACUCGUCGACGAGAGAUGUAAGAAAUAUACAAACAAGUCCAGGAGUAGUAGUUCAUGA